Coniophora puteana RWD-64-598 SS2 is the source of this 570-nucleotide messenger RNA. RefSeq lists its product as uncharacterized. The record is from RefSeq and is a predicted model, not a curated record. The coding region runs from base 98 to 313 and encodes 71 amino acids. Lineage: Eukaryota; Fungi; Basidiomycota; Agaricomycetes; Boletales; Coniophoraceae. The transcript has 3 exons.
CGACAUACUCCGUCACGGGCGCUCCCAUGCGACGCACCACUGCUUGUAUGAAGGCUGCACACGGACGUUCGUAACCGCGAUCGACAAGUGGCAGCACAUGGGACACUGUCAAAAUAUUACAGAAUCCGGGGCCGCGGUUAAGCGUAAGCAGUCCGCCGAAAGUCCUAACGAUGGCAAGUCAAUCAAAAGAAGAAAACCAAACCAUGGUAAGCCCGAGCCAGAAUAUAUGAUGCUGGAGGUACCCCUAGUAUACGAAGGUGAGAUCUCAGAAGUGGUCCGCAUGUGGACUCUAUCUAUACCCCUGACAUAUUAGAUGCGCUACACCAUCCUCAACAUGAACAUGGGGAGACGAUCUUGCAGCCCAUGGGCGAAGACGGUACAAAAUCAUAUGAGCAAAGUGGCCUCGUGCAUCAUCAAGACAAGGCGGAGGGAGAUCACGAAGGGACGAAGUGGGAUCAUAAUUUCAUUAAUGCUUCUUGUUAUAAAAUGAAUAAGGAGAUAGUUGACGAACUUCUUUCGGGGGAUCGGGGGCUUUCCGCCCAAUAUUUGGGGAAAAUCCCCGUUUAUCCU